CCACUAAAGAACCCCUCAGGGGUCACCGAACAAAGAUGGUUGAGCGGCAAACCCAGGCUACUACGAAGAGUCAACUUGUACCGACGGCAAGGUGAUGGGGGGUGAUGGCGGAAACGACGGCGGACGCGGUCGAUUCCGCUUUGGCAACAACAAUGGUGGCGGCGACCGCGAUGACGACGACAAUGAUGGGGGAGGGAGAGGGGGAGGCUUUUCCCGAGGCGGAGGGAAUGGCGACGAUAAUGACGGGGGCAGGGGGAACGGCUUCGGUAACGGCUUCGGCAACCGUUUUGGAAAUGAUAAUGACAGGGGAGGCGGGGAUGGGAAUCGCUUUGGUAACGGCAACGGAAACAACAAUAACGGCGGUGACGGUGAUGGUAGAGGAGAUGGGGAUAGAAACAGAUUUGGUGACGGUGAUGGUGGAGGGGAUGGGGAUAGAAACAGGUUUGGUGACGGCGACGGUGGAGGGCGUGGGAAUGGCUUCGGCUUCGGCAACCGUUUCGGUGAUGGCGACCGCGGGAGAGGGAAUAACAGGGGAGGGGGUGGCUUUGGGGGUGGCUUCGGGGGAGGCUUUGGGAGGGAUAGGGACGACGAUGAUGGAGACGAUAAUACCAACUCAUCCAGCCCCGCCGAAGCACCACAGUCAUCGGAGCCACCCCCAGAAGCACCGUCAUCAACAUCGGAUUUGGGAUCGACACCACCAGAAGCGACAUCAGAGCCAGCAUCGGAAUUACCAACGGAAUCACCGCAACCGACUCCAGCCCCAGAACCCGUCCCGUCUUCAACCGAACCUGCCCCGGCAAUAGAAGUAUCGAGCGAGUUCAACCAAGGUGUGGUCUUACUGCAGUCCGCCAUAACCGGUGCUGAAACCGGGAGUCUAACGGAUGAGGCGAACCCGACUGUGACAGAGUUCAUCCCCUCGCCGUCGGCCAGCGAUGUGGUAGGCUCAACGGACCCUUCUGGGUCAACCGAGAGUGUUGAGUCUGGGGCUAUGCCGCCUGUCUCAGGGCCUAGACCAACAACAUUCCCCAACUCUCCCCCAACAGGGGGGCCAAUGGACAAUGAUAUUGCGAAUGAUAACGGCAGAGGCGCCGAUGGUGCCGGCAACCGACUUGAGCUGGCACCGACUGGUAUGAACCCGACGGCCGAACGCAUCCUGAUUUCGGUUGGUUCAAUAGGUGGCUUCAUCCUCGUCUGCUUUAUUACCUGGAUGGUUUGGCGGACAAUGAAGAAGUCGAAAAGGGAAGGCCGCGCCGGAGGUAGCGGUGGUGGGCUUUCGAGGAGAGUUACUUCCAAGAUCCCCUUCUUUGGACGACGGGGCUGGCGAAACUUGGAGGACUCGACAAGCCAAUCGCCACCACCCAGUUACCGCGAGAAGACGGGCAGCGCGCGUUUUCCAUCGGGGGAGGGCUUCUAUGGGCCGGAGAAGGUGCAAACCCAGCAGCCCCCGCAACAACCAUGGCCCCAAAGUUCUCCCGAGAAUAUCAUGAUCCCGGGACAUGACUCAACACAGUCCGGUAUCAUGUACCCGCCACCACCGAACCCCAGAGACACGUACACGGCCGCCAACCGCCCCCACAUCACGCUCAUGACCAAUAUACCGGCAGCCUACUCACAUCAAACCCAAGGGUCCUUCAGUUCCACGAAUGCAGCUCAUUUCGGCGCCAUAAUGACACCCGAGAGCGCAGCAAGCCCCAUGCACUCCGGGGUCUCACCAGCCUCGUACUACAACCAACCUCUCCUCAACCAACAGUUCACUCCCUACAAUCCACUCUACCGACAGCCCAGCCGGACCAUCAGCGAAGUCUCCUCCCUGUCUUCCGGCUUCGGAGACGGCGACAUCAUCGUCAGAAACCCGCUGAUCACCCCUCCCGCGCCAACCGCCGUACCCGGCUCAUCGCCAACCAACAGCCCCCAGCAGCAGCAGCAACAGCAGCAAUACUCAGCCCGCUUCUCCUGGAUGUCCCACCCCCAGGGGCCACCACACUCACACUCAACAGCAGCAGCAGCAGCAGCAGCAGCGGCGGCGGCGACGGCGGCACCACCACCGCCAAACGCCCCGGCGCGCCAGAACAGCAACGCCAGCAGCACCAGCACCGGCACGGGCAGCCGCCGUCGCGAGACCAUCUACACGGAGACGAGCGAGGACCAGCCGGCGCGGUUCCGCAGCGUCACGUCGUGGGUCGACCAGCAGACGGGGCGCAUCAAGCGCGUGCAGCAGAGAGCGACAGUCACGGGGGAUGUGGUGGUCGGUGCGGCGGGGGAUGGUGGUGCUAGUCUGAAGGAGGGUGGUGCACAUUCGCAGGUAACGAACCCCGGGAUUCCGGGGAUACAUAACCCGCCGAGGGAGCAGAGCUUUGGUAUGAUGAUGGAUGAUGAGGAGAGGCCGAGGCGGGUGGAGGAGGUUGUUGGUGGCGGUGGUGGUAGUGGUGGUGGGUUGGGAGCCGGGGUGAGGAUGGGUUAGUACAUACAUUUACCUCUAGGACCAUUUUUGAGUGCUGGGUGGGUGGGUGGUGGAUAUUGGAAGGGAUGGGAAGGGAAUGUGAUGGGAUAGGAUGGAUACAGUAAGGGAAGGGCGGAUGGUUUGGCGUCCGUCCCGCGGGCCUGGUGCUUUGCGGGCGGAAGCGGCCAUGCAUACUCGUGUGUGUGGGUUCGGGCUGAGUCACGAGAUGUGGGAUGUCGAGG
Molecule: messenger RNA, 2682 nt
Organism: Chaetomium fimeti
Lineage: Eukaryota; Fungi; Ascomycota; Sordariomycetes; Sordariales; Chaetomiaceae
Exons: 3
Coding region: 95-2461 (788 amino acids)
Source: RefSeq, a predicted model, not a curated record